AUGUCAAUCGCCUCGAUAAUAGAUGCACCUCCGACAUCGACAUCGACACCACCACCACCAUCACCACAACAGUGGUUCAGUGUUGCCCAAGAGGAAAGUCUAUUACGACAGAUGGAAAACCUACACAAGAGUGUCGUUGAGUUGAGAAAGAUGGGAGAGCCACAGCACGUCGUCUCUCACACUCAGGACGGCGAGAGUCACGUCGAGUUGGGUGAGAUGGAAGUGCCACAGCACGUCAUCUCUCACGCUCAUUCGGACGAGACGGCAGCGGGAGGUGAGAACCGAGAGCCGGCGGUUGAGAUGACUGAGUCUUUGCGAGGUACUGUCGCUUCAGAAGAGGCUGUCGCUCCAGGACAGACUGUCGCUGUACAGGAGACUGCCACUUCACAAGCAACAGAAGACAAUCAUUCGUUUUACUCAGCCACGCCGGCUUUCGAUCAUACCAGCCAGAACUCGACGCUUCCUGUAGAUAACCCAACAAUCUCCGCGGCCGGCGUAUGCUACGUUCCAACAUCGAUUCGCCCCGGCCACUCUUCAUCGGUGCCUACAAAUACGGAACCCAACAUCACAUUCGUCUCAACCCUACCAGCAUCCGAGGCACUUCCAUCACAGACCGACACUGCUCAGGCGUCAAUUCCAGCCCCGUCGACCUCGAACCAAUCGAACGAAUCCUCUACAUGUCAUAGGGCCGUCCGCCCUGGCGGGCUCUCUGCAAGCAAGUAUGCGGUUGUCCCAGCUGCACCAAUGGAACCUAAAGAUUCGACCUCGCAGGUGCCUGUGUAUUCAGAUGUCCCGGAUGCACCAAUUGAACCCACAUAUCCGCCCAUGCCGUUCUCUGCAUACGCCAACUCAGGCAAACGUCGGCAUGUCGAGGAAGACAACGAAGGACCAUCGGGCUUUCAGCAUGAGCGUUCAGCAAAACGCGUGCGUACUACGCACAGUCGCGAGUCCGCAGGUGACCGCAGUACGGCAGUUCCUCAAAUACUUCCCAGCCCUUAUGACAGAUACGAAUGGGCGCUUAUCAAUGACAACAUGAGGGAUAGUCAGGAUCAAAGCAUGAACUCUGAACCUGAAGAGACGCCAGAACGGUCAGUUGUGGGUCAAGACAUCAUUGAUAGAGAGCCAGUCAUCAAGGCUGAGCCCACCGAUGAUGCACCAAGUAGCCUCGCUGUGAUCCCGCCGGCGCACCAGACCCUGCUCACGCCAGCUCAGUCCAAUUCACCAAGUAUGAGCGGGGCAACGACAGGACCAACAGCAUCGCAGCUUACGAACCCGCAAGCUUCAGUCUCAGCUCCAGAAUAUAUCGACCUUUUUCGUCUAUGCAUACCACACCCUAGCGUCCGCCAACCGACACUGGCCGAGGCUAAUCUUCUGAGAGACAUGGAAAGAAGAGCAGCGAUGAUUUUGAGUGGCAGGCAGGCGAAAGUCGACAUCAUAAGCCAGCUCCCAGCCUGGAUGCGCGAGGGCAUGUCGAAGAACAAGAGACAACAGGUGACUGCCAUUCAGAGGCGUAUCAAGGCAGCGAAAUCAGGCCCCCGUCGCAAUGCCGACGUGAGAAGUUUCAACGACAGGGCGGUCGUAUCUACGCCAGCGCCCGUGAGAACCGCGCCAGCACCUGUCACGCAAAAUUACCAGCAGGCGCCUCUCAUGACCGCACCAGCACCACCGCAAGUCCAACCCUCAGCACCUAAACAAGCCCGUCAACCAUACGGUCUCGACCCUCUCCACUCUUGGGGUUAA
Messenger RNA from Alternaria arbusti, 1740 nucleotides. RefSeq lists its product as uncharacterized. NCBI's taxonomy places the organism in Eukaryota, Fungi, Ascomycota, Dothideomycetes, Pleosporales, Pleosporaceae. The coding region runs from base 1 to 1740 and encodes 579 amino acids. The transcript has 2 exons. The record is from RefSeq and is a predicted model, not a curated record.